UUGGAGGCAGCAGUGCGAGAGGUGCCGGGCCGAAGCCGUGGUGCGGCGUGCGGGCUGGUGCUUGGUGGUGACGGGCCGCGUUAUGACGGCCAGGUGGGGUCAGUGAAUUGGUGCAGUGUUCCUCGAGUUGGCCACUGGAUAAUAUGACCGGAGCUUGGCUCAGCAUUGCCAGCGGCGCAGGCGAGCGAUGGCCGGCGAGCCGACCGUGACCAUGACCGGUGACCGGAGCCGCAGGCCACUGUCAUGCUGAAGACGAGUGACCCGCUCUGCCCGCUGGGCUUCUACCCGCAAGUGCGCUGGCCCACGCGGUGCAAGCGCUGCUACAGGGAAUACAGUGAACACAAAGUAAAAAAAUCGGCGACUUCAAGUCUACGUAAGGACAGAGUUACUGGUUCUUCACCAAGCCUAACGACCGCCAAGGUCUUGGGAUCUGGUCCUGUGUCCGACUUUGAUUACGAAACGAGACUGAAAAACUUCUUGGCGCGGAGGGAGGAAGCUGACGCCAGCAAGAAUGACGCCGUGCCGACCUCCAAGUCGCUGCUGGCUGAGGAGGCGGCCAAGAACUACACCAGCCCCUCGGGGUACAGCCCACUGUCCAGGCGGCUGGGCACCUGGUCCAGCCUAAAGCCGUCGUCGUGGUCGGCCCAGGAUCUCCGAACGGUCGGCACCGGCGACGACGACGACGACACAUCGACGGUCAAGGAUAAGGAUGAUGAUUUUGCGAGCGUCGGAAGUCCUGAAGAUGAUGGAUCCUUCGCGUCAGCUGUCACAGCGCAGUCGCAGGCGCCACCGGUGCCGCCGCGUGACGUCAGUACGGUCAGCCCCUCCUCACCUGCUGCAGUUACCCGCAAGAAGAUCUCCGUCAGGGAGGUGAAAACUGACUCCUCCAGCAGCAACGGAAUGAGCGCAGAUGUCGCCUUCAUCAUCAAGCUGAAGAACGCCAAGAAGGUGACGGACGACGAUGACGAUCUCAGCACGAUGGCGCCUUCGGAGUCUUCGGUCUGGACCGACGCGACGGGUGGCACGGACACCACUGAUACCACCCUGGUGGAUGAGAAAAACCAGCAGCUCGAGAAAACCGUCACAUCCCUUCAGAAAGAGGUGGACAAAUUAAAAAAGAAGGUGGAUCGCCUCAAUAAGGAAAAGAAGGACUUGAUGGAGAAGCAGGCAACAGCCGCGAAGAAGUCAAAGUCGCAGGCAGAAAUGGUUAAACUCCAGCAGAAGGUGCACGAGCUGACAUCGUCAAACGAGGACCUUCUAGAUGAGAAGAAGAGUAUGGAGCUGGAAGUGCAAGAACUGAGUAGGGAGAUUGAGAAACGCCCAGUGUCUGGAGACGUAGACAAAAUCCUGACAGAUCUGCGAAUGCGUUUAUCCAAAGCCGAGAGCUCGGUGGAAGAUCUACAAGAAGAGAAUGAUGACCUUAAAGGACAACUGAGGGACAUGGAAGAGGAAAUGAAUGAAAUUCACGACAACUUUCGGGAGGAUCAAGCAGAUGAAUAUCAUGAUCUCAAGAGAGAGCUGGAGCAGGCAAAUAAGAACUGCCGGAUUAUUCAGUUCAAACUAAGAAAGGCAGAGCGUGUAAACGAUGAAGUGCAGCAGCAAAAGUCGGCUUUAGAGAAUGAGCUCAAGAGCUUGCAGGGUUCUGGUGCAGCUGCUGGUAGCUCACAGUACACGGAAAAAUUAGAGAAUGAACUGAAGCUUGCUAAGGAGGUCUCUAUGAAGUUAGGUGAGGAGGUGGAGAUGCUGCGGAAGAAGAACAACUCUUUAGACGUGAAGGCACCCAUCAAGCGACAGUCAGCUAGCGACGAGAGCAAGCUGCUGCGAGACCUGCAGGACACGCUGGAGCGGGAAGCGGACCUGCGAGAGCAGAUGAAGUUUGCAGAGGAGGAGGCUGCCCAGCUCCGGAAAAAGCUGCUUAGGGCCGAAGAGGAGAACGAGAGCCUCGCCAUUCAGCUCAAGAAGAUGGCUAAAAAGACUCGCCGCCCGGCUGGCCAGGACAGCUCGGCAGUGUCCGCCGACAGGGAUGAAGGCAUCUCGGAGGACAUUGAGGAGCUGUCACCCCAGGAGCUGAAAAUACAGCUGGAGCUGAACGAGCGGGAGACAAGCACUCUACGAAGAAAGGUCGACAACGUGGAGAACGAGAAUGAACGACUCCAGCGACAGAUCAAAGAGCUCCAGGAGAGAACGACUCACGGCAACAAGACGCCGAUUCCUGAGAUCAACAUCAACAAUCCAAACGCCUACUACGAACAAAAAAUAAAUGUGCUGGAGGAGGAGAUGAACGAGCUGCGGAAGAAGCUGAUCGACAGGGAGCGAGAGAACGACUCUCUGAGGACUGAGAUGGAGCUCAAGGGCAAGAAGGGCGGCAAGGUUAUUUUCGCCCGCAGCAGGUCGCUGGACAUGAACGACCCGCAGAGCGUGGACCUGAAGCGUCAGCUGCAACUGGUGGAGCAGGAGGUCCAGAGGCUGCGCGACAGGAACGUUACGCUGGAAUCGGAGAUGACGGAGACGUCCGUGGAGAACCGCCGUCUGAGUGUGCGCCUGGCCAAGAAGCCCCCGCCCAGCGCCCAGGAGCUGGCCUCCAUGGAGCGGGCCGAGGUGGAUGAGCGUCUCGUCAGAGCCGAGCGCCGGCUCGAGGACCGGGACAAAACCAUCGCUGAGCUGCGCCAGGUGAUCAAAGAGCCAUCUGGUGCCGACCAGAGCAGACUCAGCCCCAGUCGGUCGCCACGCGAGGGCCGUAAACUGGAGCGGAAUAGCGAGGUAGACGUGGAUGGACUGAGAAGGGAGAAGGACACACUGCAAAGUGAGAUGAAGAGCAAGGAGCGAGAACUGAGUGUUGCGAAGAGAAAAGUUAGUGAACUUACUAGUGAGCGAGAUAGGCUAAAUGAUACAGUGCGUAAAAUGAAAGACAUUCCUAGCCUGAAGACGAGAAUUCCAAAGAAGGUGACCGACCUGACGCCUAAGAACACGUUGAAGAAGUGGGUUGAAGAGCUGGAAGACGAAAUAGCUGUGUACAAUAUCCAGCAAAAAAACAAUUCCAAAGAAAACAAGUCUGCAAACAGCUCUGCCAAAUCAAAGCAAACGCUGGAGCUGGAGGAGAAAGUCACAGACCUUUCCAAGAAUGUGGAUCUAUUUAAGCAAAAUAUCAGCAAACUUGAAAGGGAGAAGAAGGAUCUUGAGGUAGCGAAGGCUGAGAUAGAAGCAAGCAAAUCAGAAGCGGAAAAGGAAAAACAGAAGGUGGAAAGGGAGAAAGCCAAACUUGAGCGUGAAAACCAGAGGCUGGAAUCUGAUUCAAGUUCGUCCGCAAGGGCAUCGGCAGACCAAACCCGAGCAAUGAAAGACAAAGUAGAAACAAUGUCCAAAGAGUUGCAGGAAGAAAGAUCUCGCCUGAAAGAGCUGAAACAGCAGCUCGAGUUAAAGGAACGUCAACUGCAAAGGGCAAAGAAGGGUGAAGAGGCCAAAGAUAGCACCGAGAAAGAGCUCGCAGAACAAGUUCUGAAGCUGACGGAGACGGAGACCAAGCUUAGAACCAGCGAUUCCAAGCUGAAGAAGUCAGAGAAGCAAGUGAAAGAGCUGCAGGAGAAGGUGGAGCUAGCCAACUCGCAGCUGACUGAGACCCAGGAGAAGUGGCAGCAGCUGGACAGCAGUCAGCGUAGCUUGUCCUCCCACUGGCUGACGGAGCGGGAUCAGCUGAAGGCCGAACUAGACCAGCUGAAGGUCCGCUGUGCCGACCUUGAGAAGACCAACACGGAGAAACAGCGUCGCCUCAAGGAGAUGGAGGAAACCAGGGGGAAAGUAGCCUCCACCGCGGGUGGCGCUUCGAUCGCAAAAAUCGAUGCGCUGCAGAAGGAGAAGACAAAACUGGAGAGGCAGGUCAAGGAAUUCGAAGAAAAAAUCAGCCAGCAUGAGAAGGGCCAGCGGACGGCAGAGGAAAAACUGCAACAGCUGGAGAAAAAGCACAAGGCGGAGAAGGCUGAGUGGGAGAGCUCAAAGGCAUCUGCCCAGGACGCUGGAUCAUCCUCAAAAUCAAGAAUUGAAAAGCUUGAGUCGGAGCUCGCUGAGCAGAUGCAGGAGUAUGAAGACCUCACCAGAAAAUAUGAGCUGUUGGAGGAAGAUUAUGUAGUCAUCAAGGCUCAAAUGGUGAUGGAAAAAGAGCAAAUUGAAGGCGAGUUUACGACCCUGAAGCACGAAUACGACACAGCAGAGCGGGAAUUACGCGCCCUGAGGGACACCUACAACACGAAGCAGGACCAGUGGAUCAAGGACAAGCUGGAUCUGCAGGAAAAGAUGAAGGAGACGGACGAGAAACUGAGCCGGUCUGGAGGCGACGUGUGGAAGCUGGAGAGGGCCCGGCUUCAGGAGCAGAUCGGCGACAAGGAUAACGAAAUCACCAGGCUGAAGAAGGCCGAGCAGUUCUAUAUGGAGGAGAUCAACUCAAUAAAAAAGGAGUCUGACGAAAUGAGGAGGAAGUUAGACGAUUACAACAAGGUCAGCAAGGUGCAGCGAAGCAUGUCCGUGGACAACUCACAUCUGGAGAAGGAGAUUCGGGACCUCAAGACCAGGGUGAUCACCGAGGAGAAGGCCCACCGCCAAGAGCUGAGCCACCUCAAGAUCAAGCACGACUCAGGCCUCUCCAUCAUGAAGGACGAGCUACACAGCCUGAACCAGCAGGUCAGCAAGUACAAGCGUGAGCGCGACACCUACAAGUCGAUGCUGGAGGGAGCGCAGCGCACCAUCGGCGACCUCAAGCGGAAGAGCCGGUCGGCAGACGGAGAUGGGGACGCCGCCGGAGCCGUCGACAUGUUCGAGACGAACCAGCGGGUGCGGGAGCUGACGCUCCAGCUGACCAGCCUGGAGGAUCAACUGUCGGCGGCCCGGCUGGAGGCCAGCAAGUUGCGCACGGAGACCACCACCGAGCGCUCGUGCUGGGAGAUCCGCGUCCACGACCUACAGACCAAGAUAAACGAGUUGGAGGAGGAGAAGAUCAUGUCCUCGGGUCACUCGCGCAUCUCGGGCAUCCGCGCCCGCAUGGAGCUGGCCUGGGGGAAGGAGCGUUCCGAGCACCAGCGACUCAUCCAGGAGACAUCCAAGCUGGCUGAGGAUCUCAAGAACACGCUGCACGAGGUUGAACGGCAAUUAGAAAACGAACGAGCCGAAGCUAAGAGGAAGGUCGAGCAAGUAAAGAGAUCGAUGGAAGACGAAACGUCCGACACAAGAAAGAAGGCCAAGGAGCUGCACGACGACCUGCUGGAGCUGCGUGACGCACACGCCAAGCUGCGCGAACAGAGCCGGCGCGUGAUCCGCGAGAAGGAGCGGGCGGAGCGCGAGCGUGAGGAGCUGCAGCACCGGCUGCAGCUGGCGCAGCGCGCCGAGGCCGACGAGGAGCGCAAGAUCAGCCGGCUGGUGGAGCAGCUUGAAGACCAGCUUGCGGUAGUGAAUAAGACACUAGAGCUGCAGGAGAGGCGGCCGGCGCCCGCCAGCCCGACUGCCCCUGGCGUCUCCAGGUCCUACCAGGUCGGAAAAGUAAAUUCGCUGUCUCCGUCAGCAAUGAAAGGCUCCAAACCAUCAGCAGAAGCGGAAAAGGCGAGGGAGGAGUUCCAGACUGCCGUCAAGCAGAUCACCAGCACGGUGGACGAGCUCCGCCAGUCGCACGCCGCGCUCAUGGAGGAGAAGGAGCGAGGCCGCUCCAAAGGCUUGAGACAGCAGAACUACCGCCGUUCGGCCUCGAUGGGCGAGACGCUGGGCGAGGAGGGCGCCGCCGCCGACAGCAGCCGCCGCGGCGGGCGCGGCGCCUACCCGGCCGCCGCCGCCAGCAUGGUGCUGUCGCCGGCGCGGCGCGGCGGCAGCCUCGGCCGCAAGGCACUCUCGAUGGGACUACGAGGCGACUCGCAGGAUUCCAUAUAUGAACAUGAUGAAGGCUCGCUUGAGUCACUCGAUCCCCUCACCUAUGCGACCAUGCCACGCAAGAAGCUUGAACGGGACGUGAGUGUUGACCGAGUAUCAACUGGCUCAACGCAAAGUGAGAUCAUCUCUGGAGUGAAUCCUGUUAAGAAAAAGAAGGGCUUGAAGUCCCUGCUGAAAGGCCUGGGCAGGUCCAAGAGUAUCGAAGACUCGGAGACUGGGCAUAACAUCGUCGGUGCGGGCGUACAGGUAAUGGCUACGGGUCUGCAAGGAUCAGGCUCGGAUCUCUCUGACAUCAGCGCGAACCUACACGACAAGGAAAAGAAAGGGCUCAAGGAUAAAUUCAGCAAGCUGUUCAAAACCCCACCGCCAUCUAGGUCUCAAAGUAUUGAGCGAGCUGCACGCGACACUAGCGCCGCCCCGCGGGAGGUGCCGACUGCUCCUGCCCGCCGCGCUAAGGCCUCUCCCAGCCCAGAGACGCGGCCGCGUAACCCGCUGAACGUACGGACGGGAGCGGCAGCGGCGCCGACCAUCCAAGCCGGCGAGCAGCCCUUCACCCGCUCACCACUAGGUGUCGCCCAAAGCGUCGCGACGCUGCCCAGGUCGGCGGCGGCCGGCGAGCAGAAGCCACCUAGCGGCGCUGCCGGGCGCGUCGGGGCGCUGGCUGCGUUUAGUCGCGCCCGCGCCAGGUUUGAGUCGUGACCGCCGCCUCCGGUGGAGCCUCCGGGGCGGCGCUGCAUCCUCUGGCUGUUCCCUGCAAGCGGUCAUCAUACAGUGUUCGGCGCCGCGUGACGUGAUCAGAGGGUGUGCUCGCGCCGGCGUGCCUGCGGGUGGCGGACACCCUUCGAGAGACACACACCUCCGCACAUGUUAUACUGAGCAUCUGGCGGUAAAGUAACGCCGGGAUAUUGUUUAACACUUCGUGACCGCACACCACCUCCUUAAGUGUCCCAUUGGAAACGUUCUGACUAGAGGAGCACUCCCGGGGAAAACAUCGCUUCUGUUAUACUGUGAAAUCUCGCGAGAGAUUCCGUGAAGGCGCCAGCAUUGUGUGAUGACACCAUGUCGUUUCAUAUUGAGUCGUUCACCGUGUUGGUUUGUAUUUUGCUUACUGUUUGUGUAGCACACUUCAGACUUGGGUUGCCGUCAUCGUGUGUCUCAGCCGCCGACCGACUUGUUCAGGUGACAAGGUCGGGCAUGAGGCCGCGGCUGGUGUCCUGUUGUCUUCACGGGCACGGCCGGCUCAUCUGAGCAGGGCGCGUGUUUGCCGCUCAGUUCGCCAGGUGGCUCCACCGUCGGCCGGCGCCGCCUGAGCGCGGCCUGACGGGCGAGAUGUUGACCUGCUCACUGGAUUAUCCGCUGUUGUCGUGGUUCGUGGAGUACGCAGUGGCCGAGGCCUGGUGUCAUGAGUGGCAGGAUGGCUAUGUCGGGCCCAGUCUGAGGCCGCCGCUGUCGACCGUGCCCACCCGCGUGUAUGUCCGUUCAUGUUGACACACUGCUGAUGUAUACGAUUGGUGUAAAUACAUGCUGACAUGC
Pollicipes pollicipes is the source of this 7437-nucleotide messenger RNA. Its product is annotated as myosin-11. The record is from RefSeq and is a predicted model, not a curated record. Bases 244 to 6603 code for a protein of 2119 amino acids. The transcript is spliced from 36 exons. NCBI's taxonomy places the organism in Eukaryota, Metazoa, Arthropoda, Thecostraca, Pollicipedomorpha, Pollicipedidae.